AUGAAGGCAGCUAUGUUGAGAUCUGUAUUCAAGAGGAGCUGCUCCACCACUGCCCCAUCGGCAUCCCACGUAAUGCGGCGCGGCUUCUCAUCGGACUCUGCGCCCGAGCGAAAAGUUGCAGUUUUGGGAGCUGCCGGCGGGAUCGGACAACCGUUGGCUCUGCUUAUGAAGCUUAAUCCUCUCGUCUCCAAGCUCGCUCUCUACGAUAUUGCCGGGACUCCUGGCGUCGCCGCUGACGUCAGCCACAUCAACACCAGAUCUGAGGUUGCUGGGUACAUGGGAGAAGAACAGCUGGGGCAGGCUCUGGAGGGAUCUGACAUUGUCAUCAUUCCAGCUGGUGUACCCAGAAAGCCUGGCAUGACUCGUGAUGAUCUCUUCAACAUCAAUGCUGGAAUUGUUAAAUCUCUUUGCACUGCAAUCUCCAAGUAUUGCCCCAAUGCGCUUGUCAAUAUGAUUAGCAACCCUGUGAACUCCACUGUCCCAAUUGCUGCUGAGGUUUUCAAGAAAGCAGGAACCUACGAUGAGAAGAAACUGUUUGGUGUGACCACACUUGAUGUCGUUAGGGCCAAGACAUUCUACGCUGGCAAGGCCAAAGUCAAUGUGGCAGAGGUCAAUGUACCCGUUGUUGGUGGGCAUGCUGGCAUAACCAUUCUCCCUUUGUUUUCACAGGCCACACCAAGAGCCAAUUUACCGGAUGAGGAGAUUAAAGCUCUCACGAAACGAACUCAAGAUGGUGGGACGGAAGUUGUUGAAGCUAAGGCAGGAAAGGGUUCAGCUACGCUAUCAAUGGCUUAUGCUGGGGCCAUAUUUGCUGAUGCCUGCUUGAAGGGACUUAAUGGGGUCCCAGAUGUUGUUGAGUGCUCAUUUGUGCAGUCAACAGUCACUGAGCUACCAUUUUUCGCAUCCAAGGUGAGGCUUGGGAAGAAUGGUGUUGAAGAAGUCCUAGGCUUGGGCCCACUUUCUGAUUUCGAGCAACAAGGACUAGAAGCUCUUAAACCCGAGUUGAAAUCCUCUAUUGAAAAGGGUAUCACUUUUGCCAACCAGAGUUGA
Molecule: messenger RNA, 1050 nt
Organism: Fraxinus pennsylvanica
Lineage: Eukaryota; Viridiplantae; Streptophyta; Magnoliopsida; Lamiales; Oleaceae
Source: the annotation of a GenBank genome assembly